This is a messenger RNA of Mangifera indica (mango), 895 nucleotides long. RefSeq lists its product as uncharacterized. Bases 160 to 714 code for a protein of 184 amino acids. The transcript has a single exon. The record is from RefSeq and is a predicted model, not a curated record. NCBI's taxonomy places the organism in Eukaryota, Viridiplantae, Streptophyta, Magnoliopsida, Sapindales, Anacardiaceae.
CAGAAGUCGACUCUCGCUCAUCCACGGCUACUAUUCAUGAAAUUCCUGUGACUUCUCUCCACGGCUUCAUCGUGCAGUCGUUGGGCUUCUACUUCUACACCCUAUAUAAAGCAGUUUUAUAAGGACUAUAAUGUCACGUUGCAACAAAACUCUCAAACCAUGGAGGCUUACAAUUGUUCUUCUUCAUCUGCAUACUCACAGUCACAGCAGGACUCGGGAGAUAAAGUAGAGUACGUGAAAGCAUCAAACUGUUAUCAAUCAUCGCUUCAUGCGGUGCGCAAGGCUCCAUUAAAGCCAUGGAAGAAACCAAUAGCUCCAGUGCCACCAGCUGGACCAAAAGUGUACAAAGUGGAUCCUGUGAACUUCCGGGAGCUGGUUCAGAGGCUGACUGGUGCGUCGGAGUGCCAGUUGCAGCGUCUCAAAAGGGUGGCUCCACCUCCACUGAAUGUGACGCCAAUCUCAUGUCAUAGUAGAGAGAACUAUGCAGCUGCCCCCCUGCAGUUGCUUCCUUCGCCAGCAAAAACUCCAUUGACUGCUCUUUACACAGAGUUGAUGGCUGAAAUAUCAGAUCCCAAACCCCAACAGUUACCGGAUUGUGGGAUGGAAUCCAAUUCACUUGGAUUGAGUUUGUCACCAUCUUCGCACAGCUGGUGUACUUUCCCUCUUUUGAGCCCAGGAACUUUUUCCAGUUUGGAUCAAAGCACAGUUCUCUAGCUCUUUCAGAAAUGUUGCUUCUACUGCUAUAUGUAUUUCUUUUUUUUUCUUUUUUAGUUUGUUGGUAAGGGUUGAUCCGUAUCAAAACAUCCAAACCCUCAAACCCAUACCCUAAAAUAAAAAAUAAAUUUAUAUAUUUAUACAAAUUAUAUAAAUUUAUUUUUACAAUUUGAAAUGAUAA